ACUCCACAUUCCAUCCACUCCUCACGCCUCCUCGGCUCCUCCCUAUUUCGCCGCCCUAAAAUUUAAAUCGAUCACACAUUCUCUCUCUCUCUCUCUCUCUCUCUCUGUGAGCUCGAAUCAGUCUGUCUCUCUCAGAGGCCAGAGCCGUGGCUGUGGGUGUCGACCGUGUCGUGACUCCGGCGAUCAACUGUGAUAGUGGUGAUGGAUUCAGACUGGUUUGAUUUCUCGCAUGAUGUGGAAGACGAGGAUGAUGUUGAAGGUUCUGUUGCACUUCCACAAGAGUUGGUCUUGUAAUCUCGGUCGUGAGUCAACAUAUUCAAGUUCAUUCUGUGGUCUUAGCUCCAUUAUGGCUGGUGAAACCCAUGUGACUGUUACUAACGGCAGUCUUAAUACAGUUCCAGAUCCACAGGGGACUUACCAAAUUGUUGUGGCUGCAACUUGAAACAUGGGUAUUGGGAAGGAUGGGAAAUUACCUUGGAAGUUGCCCUCUGACAUGAAGUUUUUCAAGGAGGUUACUCUGACUACAUCAGAUCCUGCUAAAAAGAAUGCAGUCAUUAUGGGUAGAAAAACCUGGGAAAGUAUUCCACUGGAGUAUCGGCCUCUACCUGGCCGCCUUAAUGUAGUUCUCACUCGUUCGGGCAGUUUUGAUAUUGCCACUGCAGAAAAUGUUGUGAUUUGCGGAAGUAUCGCUUCCUCUUUGGAGCUGUUAGCGGCUUCUCCUUAUUGCUUGUCAAUUGAGAAAGUGUUUGUUAUUGGAGGCGGCCAGAUUUUUAGGGAAGCCCUCAAUGCUCCUGGAUGUGAUGCCAUCCACAUGACCGAAAUUGAGUCCAGCAUUGAAUGUGACACUUUCAUCCCUGCUGUUGAUACGUCUGUAUUUUUCCCAUGGUAUUCAUCCUUCCCAUCUGUGGAAAACAACAUUCGCUAUUCUUUCACGACCUAUGUUCACGUGAAGAAUUCUACAGCUGAAUCCCUUAGUCAGACCAAUGGGAAGAUAUCUGAUAAUUGCUCAGAUUCUGCUAAGUUUGACGUGAAGAAGUUCUCUUUCCUGCCUAAGAUGAUUUUUGAGAAGCAUGAGGAGUAUUUGUAUCUGAGACUUGUUGAAGAUAUCAUCUCUAAUGGCACUUCUAAAGAUGACAGAACAGGGACUGGAACUCUAUCGAAAUUUGGUCGCCAGAUGCGAUUCAAUCUGCGGAAAUCUUUCCCGAUUCUCACGACAAAGGCAUUAUUUUGGCGAGGUGGUGUUGAGGAGCUUCUUUGGUUCAUCAGUGGUUCAACAAAUGCUAAGGUCCUUCAGGAGAAGGGCAUUCACAUAUGGGAUGGCAAUGCAUCAAGAGACUACCUUGAUAGUAUUGGUUUGGCGGAUAGAGAAGAAGGAGACUUAGGACCCGUUUAUGGGUUCCAGUGGAGACACUUUGGUGCUAGGUAUACAAACAUGCAUGCUGACUACACUGGCCUAGGAUUUGAUCAGUUGUUAGAUGCUAUUGAUAAGAUCAAGAAUAAACCAGAUGACAGGCGGAUUAUUCUAUCAGCUUGGAACCCUUCUGAUCUCAAGCUGAUGGCACUUCCCCCUUGUCACAUGUUUGCCCAGUUCUAUGUCGCCAAUGGGGAGUUAUCAUGUCAGAUGUAUCAGCACUCUGCUGACAUGGGCCUUGGUGUCCCAUUUAACAUUGCAUCUUAUGUCCUCUUGACAUGCAUGAUUGCUCACGUUUGUGAUCUUGUUCCGGGUGAUUUUGUCCAUGUAAUUGGGGAUGCUCAUGUUUAUCUCAAUCAUAUCAGACCUCUGCAGGAGCAGCUUAAGAAACUGCCUAAACCUUUCCUGAUUUUGAAGAUCAAUCCUCAGAAGAAGGAUAUAGAUUCAUUUGUGGCUGCUGACUUUGAACUCAUAUGUUAUGACCCUCACCAGAAGAUAGGCAUGAAAAUGGCGGUGUAGGUCACUGACCGCUUUGGUAGAAAAGUACUUGGAGACCCACCCUCCUUUCAAACAUAUCUGCUCUUGUUUUUUAGGCAAGUACCAGAUUUUUUCAGCAUUUUGUUCAUAACUGUCUUCCCAAAAUCCGUUCACUUGUGAUCUCUUCAGCAUUCUCUCCAAUUCUUUGCACUAAUCAAAAAAGCACCUCACAAAAGUUCAUUGAAUCAUGAUAAGUUGAUAACCUAUUCGAAUGGCACUAUAUGAUAUUCAUUCCUUUAAGAGUUUGUCCUUUGUAGAGCAGUCCAUUAUAGUUUUUGACUAUGACUUUUGGCAAUGGCCAUGACUCCUCUAAAUGGGAAUUUAAGCUACUGGUGUGCAUCAUAAUGAUAUUGCUUGAAUAUUUUGUGUUCUACCAGGAUGGUUAUCCGGCUGCUCUUGAAAGUGGAAUUUUAGUUGCAAAGUCAUUAGCUUCCUUACCAACAGCAAUGUGUUCCCCUAAACAACCAAAUGAUUCACAUGCAUAUUUCCACACGCAGCCAAACCUGUUUGGUUUGCCCGAGUAUAAAGCUGCUUAAUUUUAAAUGUUAAACUGCAUAAGGGCAGUUUUGUUGAGUAAUUAACUUUGAUACUUUAGGACGGAUUACUACAUCCAAAAAGGUUGAAUUGCCAGCAUUUUGGGCUUCUGGCAUUUCAGUUUUUUGGGCUAAAAGGACAUUUUAUUGAAAGCUGAAUCCCAUAGAGUUUCUCUUGAAAAGCCAAACUUUGAAUCCGAUUGUGGACUAGACCAAGGGGUUGACUAGGUGGGUGGUGCAAUCCGUUCCAAGGUAAGAUGCCUGAGUUCGAUUGGACCUUUCUACACCAGCAUUUAUGGUGUAAUGUAUACUUGUUUAACGAGUACAACUAUUUCUAGCCUCUAGUUCUAUUCUUCUGACAGGCUAUGACAUAAAGCUUCUUGGUUCUAGACAAUACUUGUACGGUAAACUGGUAAACCAUUUGCAGUUCCUCGUAUGAAAUGUUUACAUUUAUAAGAUGCUUGAGGUUUUAUAUUUUGUCACCAAAUUUUGAUGCGUUGUGGACAUGAUCUUAGUUGUCGGUAUAUCUAAGAUGGCUGCAAACUUCUUCAAUGAUGCAGGCACAGCUGCUGGAGCUUAUGCUGACGGAAGAUUGUGGGAUAUACCCAAGUAUUGUAUAUGUAGGAACUUAGAAUCCUUUAGAUCCACAUAGUGAUGUUGGUUCUAUGGUGAUUUGAGGAUCUUUUUUUCCCUCUUGCAAACUCUUUGAGUUUGGUUUCUACUUAAUUCUAUGAAGUUUGCACCUUUUUAAGGGCUUCAUAUACUUAAGUCCUGUUGAACAAACCUGGUUUUGAGAUCUUCCAGUUUGUCUUUGUUAUUGAGUGCUGAUUCAUCUUGUCUUGGAAGUCUGCUUUUAUUUUACUUUUUGCCAGAACGGUUAAUGGAUUCAGGUGUUAAUAAAUUGCCAUAUUGGCAAGGUUGAGCUGAGGAUUUUAUUUUCUCAAUUUACAGCUCUUAGCCGGACCAUUUACUAUUUCUUGAAUCUUGCCUUUGUUAAGUUUUCAGGGCUUGUGUGAUAAUUCCCAAGUGGAAAAAGUUAGUUCGGCCCAAUCGCCCUGCUAAUUUGGGGGACUACUCUUCUUCUUCUUCUUCUUGCUCUGUUUGCUAGCGUCUUCAACUUUUCUUGCUUCCAUUUCUUCAUUUUUCCUCGAUGAGAAACUUCACCAGGCCUUAUAGUGCAGUCCCAGGGACCUCGCUCUUCAACAGCUGCUCCCCAACCUCAGCAAAGUUCAGAAAAAACAUAGAGUAGGUUUUUUUGCAGCUAGAGAUUUGAAGCCAUGAGGAGUGCAAAUUGGAUAUGCUUAUGUGGGCAUUCCUUUCGGUCAAGGUGCAGUUGAGCCGGGCCUACACGGUCCUUGAGGUUGGUCGAGAACGCAAUGAUUUGCUUGUCUCCACAGCUCGACCACAGCUUAUUGAUGAAGUUGAUCUAUGUGGAUAGUGUUCCCUUGGCACAGGAAAAAUAGCAAAGUUUAGAAGUA
Molecule: messenger RNA, 3959 nt
Organism: Rhododendron vialii
Lineage: Eukaryota; Viridiplantae; Streptophyta; Magnoliopsida; Ericales; Ericaceae
Product: bifunctional dihydrofolate reductase-thymidylate synthase-like
Exons: 12
Coding region: 446-1930 (494 amino acids)
Biological process (GO): tetrahydrofolate biosynthetic process; one-carbon metabolic process; dTMP biosynthetic process
Cellular component (GO): cytosol; mitochondrion
Molecular function (GO): thymidylate synthase activity; dihydrofolate reductase activity
Source: RefSeq, a predicted model, not a curated record